AUGUCUUCCAACACCACACCACCCACAUCUCCCCCUCUCUCUCCACGCACAAUCGUGGCCCCAUUGACCCCUACCAGGGUGCCAAGCCACUCCAUCCCUGCCAUGCGGAUACCCAGCCACGUGCAUGAUGCCAAGUCAGAUCUUGACCCCACCGAAUGGAAGCCCGUAUUAGUCCGCAGCGCCUCGUCCCUGGCAUCCUCCGACGCAUGGAACUAUCUCUCCCAGUUCCACCGCGGCACCGGUGAGCCCAUGCUCUCCCGCCCUACCGUUCAACGCAGCAGCUCUAGCCUUCCCGCCCUGGCCGGAGGUGUGGCUCACAGCCACAGUCACGUGCCCAGCUUGACGAACACCCCGUCCACCGUGGCCUCGUCCUACAGCAGCACCGCCUCCGACUACCUGGGUAGCAUGUACGAGGCUCGGCCGCUGCCCCCUCGUCACAACCCGUACUUUUCCGGCACGAGCGUGACCAAGGGUGUCGAGCUGGUCGUCCCGCACAUUGCUUCUGUGCACGAGGAUGGCCCCAUCGGUGUCUCGGACAGUGGCUCUAUCUUCCCUGCCAGCAGUGCUGUGUGGGAAGAUAACUCGUAUGAGAAACGCUCUGCUCCUAUCUGCAUGGCGCGGGGAAUUGGCGGCCGGCCCGUCGAGACUUGUGUGAAGAACUGA
This is a messenger RNA of Penicillium expansum, 663 nucleotides long. RefSeq lists its product as uncharacterized. Lineage: Eukaryota; Fungi; Ascomycota; Eurotiomycetes; Eurotiales; Aspergillaceae. The record is from RefSeq and is a predicted model, not a curated record. The coding region runs from base 1 to 663 and encodes 220 amino acids. The transcript has a single exon.